GAUAAGAUCAAUUUGAUUAAAAGCUUUAAAUAUCAAUACUUCUAUUAAAAUAAAAUAAACCCUCUAAUUGGGGUAUAAGGAAAAUCUAAUAGAAGUUGUAUGUGAUAACUUGGUAAAGUUUAAUGAAUUGAAAAUUGCUACUAGGAUUUGGUUAUCCACCAUAGCAACUGACCUAAUAAAGAAUGAUUUGACUUGACAAUUACCAACUGGUUAAUGACCAAAUAAGCCAAUAAUUUUGUGACAACAAAAAAAGGACCAUAAUUUGCUCAGUUAAAAUGGGAGCUCUAUAAGGAUCACAAGCCUAUCAAAAUGCCAACGUUACAUUCUUCAAAAUCUUCAUAUCUGGUAGGUUAGUUAAAGUAGUUGAGCUUAUAAACCAACUUUGGAGCCACCUAUUGUGCUCCCUCCACAAGUUCUCAUCUAUAAAAUUCCAUUCCCUCGUUGUAUUCCUCAUUCCCAACCAUCAAACUCACAAACUCAUUUUCUUCUUUACUCUUGAACACAUUAAAAUCUCUUAACUAUUCAAAUUCCUAACAUAAUUCUACAUGGAGCAUUUUCGGUCUCUCUACCGCCUAACUUUGGUAUUAGCCGUGGUUACUGUCAUGGCUGCACCGGCCUAUGCCCAGAUCACAACGCCGUGUAACAUAUCAAUGGUAACUAGUUCCAUGAGCCCUUGCAUGAGCUUCCUCACAAAUAGCAGUGGCAACGGAACCUCACCCACUGCUGAUUGCUGCAAUUCCAUCAAGUCCCUCACAAGUGGAAGCAAGGACUGUCUAUGUCUUCUUGUCACUGCCAAUGUUCCUUUUCAACUACCAAUCAACAGAACCUUAGCUAUCUCUCUUCCCCGUGCUUGUAACUUGCCCGGUGUUCCACUUCAAUGCAAAACCUCAGGUUCACCACUUCCUGCUCCAGGACCAGCGUCUUUUGGCCCAUCUCUUUCCCCAGCAUCUACUCCAGCUGCUCCAUCUCUUAGUCCUCAAGGUUCUUCUGUACUCCCCUCACCAAUUACACCUUCUCUGCCACCACAGCCUGAAGCAACCACUCCAUCAUCUUCGCCAGUGAAUCCCGAUAUCCCAUCCGCAACACCCGGAAGCGGCCGCUCCAAUCUCACUCCAUCCUCUGCUGGAUCAUUAUCUCACACACUCCUAUCAUCUGCUAUGGUCAUUGUACUUGGACUUACUGUUUCUAAACACUACUAGGUUGCUGUUUUUGACAUCCUACCUAGAUAUUCAUGUAAGAGAUCAAUAGUUUGUUGCAAUAUGUGUGAACCCACAUUGAGGGUGGAUUUGUAUUUUUAUGUAAUAUGUGUUCAUUGAAUAUUAAUUAAAUGUUUUUUACUUUUU
Messenger RNA from Lathyrus oleraceus (garden pea), 1343 nucleotides. RefSeq names its product non-specific lipid transfer protein GPI-anchored 20. Gene Ontology annotation, molecular function: lipid binding. Bases 546 to 1199 code for a protein of 217 amino acids. Lineage: Eukaryota; Viridiplantae; Streptophyta; Magnoliopsida; Fabales; Fabaceae. Gene Ontology annotation, biological process: lipid transport. The transcript has 4 exons. The record is from RefSeq and is a predicted model, not a curated record.